This is a messenger RNA of Suillus subalutaceus, 853 nucleotides long. RefSeq lists its product as uncharacterized. The record is from RefSeq and is a predicted model, not a curated record. NCBI's taxonomy places the organism in Eukaryota, Fungi, Basidiomycota, Agaricomycetes, Boletales, Suillaceae. Bases 97 to 804 code for a protein of 235 amino acids. The transcript has a single exon.
AAGCAUAAGUAUAAUCCAGGUGGUGUACUUUGCACGACGCCUGGAUGCGGGAGGGGAGAUCAUGACCAUGAUCAUUGUUAUGCGAAAGGUGGCAGCAUGGAAGGUCGAGCUCCAUGGCAGCGCAAAAAGAAGAAGUUGACUAGUACUCACGCGGCAGUAUCCGCCACAUCAGUAUCCACUACGAUCCCUGCAUUUGCCACACCAGCGAACCCCGCGCCCUUCACUUUGAUCUCUCAUGCGUCCACAGGGCCCACCUUCUCGCCACUUAUUUCCCUCUCGCCACCCGACAGCGUGACUCAUAUUAUCUCUACCAUACUGGGCUGUAGCACCUCGUCCACGCUCGUUAGAGACCGUGAAUUCUUUUGGUCGUAUUCUACCGCCAAUCCUGUCACCGUGCGCACGGCCAAUGGCGGGCAUCUGGCCAUCUCUGGACGUGGUGAUUGCGUAGCCUGGCUCGCUAUCAACGGAAAUCGCCAUCGUAUCCGUCUGGCAAACUGUCUGCAUGCUCCCGACACGAUGGUCAAUAUUCUUUCGGUUGGGCGGAUGAUCACUAAGGGCUGGGGUUGUAAUUUUCGUUGUAAUCCACCUCGUUGUGAGCUCGUGUAUCGUGGAAUUCCCGUUGGGGAUAUUCUCAUGUCUGGGGGACUCUUCUCUGUCGAUCUCACUUUCAUUCGUCCUGUGCCGGAGUCUAUCUCGCUCGCUCCACAGCACAAUGCCUUUUCCUUUGCGAACAUUGCUCAGAACCUCGAACUGUCGCUCACUUGCAUUAGAGGUGACACCGAUAAGGAUCCGGAGGAGUGCUGAUUGGGCAGUCCCACCCUAUCCAAAUUCAAGUCUUGCAUCAUGCCCACUA